Drosophila novamexicana is the source of this 2345-nucleotide messenger RNA. It is a transcript of the gene DIP-theta, whose product is annotated as lachesin. The transcript is spliced from 12 exons. The record is from RefSeq and is a predicted model, not a curated record. Gene Ontology annotation, cellular component: neuron projection. Bases 11 to 1780 code for a protein of 589 amino acids. NCBI's taxonomy places the organism in Eukaryota, Metazoa, Arthropoda, Insecta, Diptera, Drosophilidae.
ACAAAUAAAAAUGAAAAUUAAAAUAUUUCCGCUGACAGCGGAUGUAACGUUGGCGCAGCGCCGGCGCCGCGUAAUGAAACUGCAGCGGAAACAUAAAAUGCCGGAAAUAUGCUCAUGGCUAAUUGUUGCCGCUGCCGCCGCCUCGGCCACUUGGCUGACCUUCUCCCGGUCCCUGGCCGCCGCCCAGGAUGACGACGACAGCGAAAUGCAUCAGCAUCACAUGGAUCUGUUGCACCAUCAGCAACAGCACUCGGAUUUCAUUAUUGGCGAAUCCGAGGAACGGGAUCACAUAGCGCAUCAUUUGGCGGAAAUGCAAAAUCACGAGGAGCUGCUGGAAGACAUACGCGAGGACACGGUCGUCAAUGUAAUACCAGAGAAAGAUCUGCCCAAGUUUGGAGAACUCCUACAGAAUGUCACCGUGCCGGUCGGUCGAGAGGCUGUGCUCCAAUGUGUUGUCGACAAUCUGCAAACCUAUAAGAUUGCGUGGCUACGUGUCGAUACACAAACGAUUUUAACGAUACAAAAUCACGUCAUAACCAAAAAUCAUCGCAUGAGCAUUACUCAUGCCGAGAAACGUGCUUGGAUAUUGCGUAUACGUGAUGUUAAGGAGUCCGACAAAGGAUGGUACAUGUGCCAAAUAAACACGGAUCCGAUGAAAAGUCAAGUCGGCUAUUUGGAUGUUGUCGUGCCGCCAGACAUACUGGACUAUCCCACCAGCACCGAUAUGGUCAUACGCGAGGGCUCAAACGUAACCCUAAAAUGUGCUGCAACCGGUUCGCCAACGCCGACGAUAACCUGGCGACGCGAAGGUGGCGAACUGAUACCCCUGCCCAAUGGAGCCGAGGCCAUCGCAUACAAUGGCUCGUUUCUGACCAUUGGCAAAGUGAAUCGCUUGAAUAUGGGCGCCUAUCUCUGCAUUGCCUCCAAUGGCAUCCCGCCAACAGUCAGCAAACGUGUCAUGCUCAUUGUGCAUUUUCCGCCCAUGAUUUGGAUACAGAAUCAAUUAGUUGGCGCUGCUUUGGCACAAAAUAUUUCACUGGAAUGCCAAUCGGAAGCGUAUCCCAAGUCCAUUAAUUAUUGGAUGAAGAAUGAUACAAUUAUCGUGCCGGGUGAACGCUUUGUGCCGGAAACCUUUGAAUCGGGUUAUAAAAUAACCAUGCGUCUAACCAUCUACGACGUUGACAUUUCAGACUUUGGAGCCUAUCGCUGUGUGGCCAAGAACUCGCUGGGCGACACAGAUGGUGCGAUCAAGCUGUAUCACAUUCCACAAACAACAACAAUAACGACUAUGGCGCCAACUGUUUCGAUUAACACGGUGCCCGUUGUUAUAGUCAAAUACAACAAGGAGCAACGUUAUAGCAGCAACAGCAAUGCGAACAGCAAUAAUCCCUACAACCACAACAAUCAGCUGGGCAACAACAAAUCGCAGCGGACCAAGGCCAAGUCCUUGGAUCAGCCGCCGCCUGCCACAUUGAACAACGUUUAUAUGGGCGCCACGUCGAGCUUGUGGAACACACAGGAUCAUCACUCGCCGGGCACACCGCGUGGCCGAGAUCAUCAUCAGCAGCAGCAGCAUCUUGUGCCCGAUAACAGCGCCACCUAUCGAGCGGAUGGCAAGAACAACCCGCUGAAACACGAUGCCAAAUCGCUGACCGAUGAAAUGGAUCGCAUGCAGGACCUCAAGGGCUGGGCUGCUGCUGGGCCGCUCUACAACAGCCGCAGAUCCACCAAAUUAUUAACCUUAGUCAUCGCUGUUUACGUGGGGGCGUGGCAGGCCUAAUAAUAUGUAGCAAACUUUAAGUGUAAUUUGUACAAAAGCAACAAAAAGAAAAUGAUGUCGUAAUCCUAAGCGAAUAGUUUGUAAGCGAAAAAUGUCACAUGUCGAUUUGGCCACACGGAAAAUGUUAGUUGACAUUUUUAUUUAGUGCUUAAUUUGAAAUUGAAAUAAAUGUAAAAAGUUGUUGUUGUUUAGCGCGUAAGUUGAAAAAGGGUUUUCGAAUGCUGUCCGCACACACGCACACACACAAACACACUCACGCGCACACAAACACACACAGGUUCUGAUAGAUACAACGGAAAUACAAAGUAUUAGCAUGUAAAAUUCGAUGCGAAUCGCAAUUUAAAAAUUACAUGGAAGUCUUUAAGCUUAGCAUUGACUACGGUUUGUGUAUAUGAAAUAGGUACAACAGCUAACGAACCACAACUUAAAACUAAAACUAAAACCGAAACUAAAGCUACAUUUAAAUCUAGGCCAAGUCGAGUGGUCAAACAAAAGUCAACCAACUGUCAAUGAAAUGUUGCUAGAGCCCAUUUUAUUUAAGACUCAUUUAAGCUUCUUUUACGUG